Prinia subflava (tawny-flanked prinia) is the source of this 1001-nucleotide messenger RNA. RefSeq names its product proteasome 20S subunit beta 7 (gene PSMB7). Lineage: Eukaryota; Metazoa; Chordata; Aves; Passeriformes; Cisticolidae. The record is from RefSeq and is a predicted model, not a curated record. Gene Ontology annotation, cellular component: proteasome core complex. The transcript is spliced from 8 exons. Gene Ontology annotation, molecular function: threonine-type endopeptidase activity. The coding region runs from base 96 to 842 and encodes 248 amino acids.
UCCGCGCCCCCGCGCUCGCCCCGCCCCCCGCGCGCGGCCCCGCCGCCAUUUCGCUGCCCCGGAAGCGCUCGCGGCCCCCCCGUGCCCGGCGGAACAUGGCGGCCGUGUCCGUGCUGCGCGCGCCCGCCGGCGGCUUCAGCUUCGACAACUGCGCUCGGAACUCGCUCCUGGAGGCCGAGCUGGUCCAGAAGGGGCUGCGGGUGCCCGCGCCGCGCAAGACCGGCACCACCAUCGCCGGCGUCAUCUUCAAGGAUGGCAUCGUCCUCGGAGCGGAUACGAGAGCCACUGAGGGCAUGGUUGUUGCUGACAAGAACUGUUCGAAAAUACACUUCAUUUCCCCUAAUAUCUACUGCUGCGGUGCCGGGACGGCUGCAGACACGGAGAUGACGACUCAGCUGAUCUCCUCCAACCUGGAGCUCCACUCGCUGUCCACGGGACGCCUCCCGCGCGUUGUCACGGCCAACCGCAUGCUCAAGCAGAUGCUGUUCAGGUACCAGGGCUACAUCGGAGCUGCGCUGGUGCUGGGGGGAGUGGAUGUGACAGGCCCCCACCUGUACAGCAUCCACCCGCACGGAUCCACCGACAAGCUGCCCUACGUCACCAUGGGUUCUGGAUCGCUGGCGGCCAUGGCAGUGUUUGAAGAUAAAUACAAACCCGACAUGGAGCUUUUCCCUUCCCCAGGAGGAGGAGGCCAAGCAGCUGGUGCGAGACGCCAUCGCCGCCGGCAUCUACAACGACCUGGGCUCGGGCAGCAACAUCGACAUCUGCGUCAUCAGCAAGAGCAAGCUGGACUUCCUCCGUCCCUACGACGUGGCCAACAGGAAGGGGGACAGGUUUGGUAGGUACAAGUGUGAAAAAGGAACAACUGCUGUUCUCACAGAGAACGUGGCACACCUGGAGCUCGAGGUGUUGGAUGAGACCGUGCAAACCAUGGACACAUCGUGAGCCUGUGGGUGCUCAGACUGCAGCUGGUGCAGAAUAAAGAGGCUGUGCCCACUCUC